AAGGCGCUAUAUUUAAAGUAUUUUCGUUAUUAGCUACUGAGGUUGAUGAUCGUCUACUAUUGCGGUUUGAAGAAUUAGAUGAUGAUGAUUUUGUAGGUUGUGUUGAAAGUAUUCAUGUGUCUCUCAAGAAUCAUAAUUUACCAUAA
Molecule: messenger RNA, 146 nt
Organism: Dentiscutata erythropus
Lineage: Eukaryota; Fungi; Glomeromycota; Glomeromycetes; Diversisporales; Gigasporaceae
Source: the annotation of a GenBank genome assembly